Molecule: messenger RNA, 1144 nt
Organism: Xenopus laevis (African clawed frog)
Lineage: Eukaryota; Metazoa; Chordata; Amphibia; Anura; Pipidae
Gene: rdh13.L
Product: retinol dehydrogenase 13 (all-trans/9-cis) L homeolog
Exons: 8
Coding region: 168-965 (265 amino acids)
Biological process (GO): retinol metabolic process
Molecular function (GO): all-trans-retinol dehydrogenase (NADP+) activity
Source: RefSeq, a predicted model, not a curated record
CAAUUUUGCGUAGACGUCAAGCUAUCACGUGACAGCGCGUAGCAGGAACCGCUGCUUCCUAAUUAUGUUCUUCCUGGCGACUUCAGAGUGACCUCGAACUGGGGGAAAAACAACGUGCGGCUGUCACUUGUGUGUGCGCGCGACAUUCUUUACAUCAGUAUCCAGCAAUGAAUAAAUACAUAGUGCGCGCUUCCAUGGUGGGAACGUGUGUCGGGGGUGCGAUUCUUCUCAAGGAUUACACAGGUGGGGGAAGCUGCCAGAGUAAAGCAUCUAUAACUGGGCAGACAGUCAUUGUAACUGGAGCAAACACAGGGAUUGGAAAGGAAACUGCACUGGAGCUUGCAAAAAGAGGAGGCAGGAUAAUUAUGGCAUGUCGUGACAUGGGAAAGUGUGAAAAUGCUGCAAGAGAGAUUCGGGGUAAAACACUAAAUCAUAAUGUGUUUGCCAAGCAACUUGACCUAGCAUCUUCUAAAUCCAUUAAAGAAUUUGCAAAAACUAUGAUAAACGAGGAAGAGCGUGUAGACAUAUUGAUUAAUAACGCAGCAGUGAUGAGGUGUCCUUACUGGAAGACAGAAGAUAACUUUGAGAUGCAGUUCGGAGUUAAUCACUUAGGUCACUUUCUCCUUACAAAUUUGCUGCUUAAAAAGAUGAAGGAGUCCGGGAAUUCCAGGAUCAUUAAUGUGUCAUCCUUGGCACACAUAGCGGGAGAUAUUGACUUUGAUGACUUAAACUGGGAAAAAAAGAAGUUCAACACUAAAGCAGCAUAUUGCCAGAGCAAGCUUGCGAAUGUCAUUUUUACAAAUGAAUUGGCCAAGAGGCUGCAAGGUACAAAAGUGACUGCCAACUCACUCCACCCAGGAGUUGCAGAAACAGAACUUGGAAGGCAUACAGGAAUGCACCAAUCUGCAUUUUCCAGCACAAUUCUGGCAUCCGCGGUGUCCGUGGUGUGGCCCCGCCCCUCUUGAUGUCACGGCCCGCCCCUUUGUGUCACCACCCCCCAGCAGCCGCACCAUUGUUUUGGUUUGUGGUCAAAUCCCCCAAGCAAGCAGCACAACCAAGUGUCUACCUGGCUGUUGCAGAGGAACUCCAAGGGGUAUCCGGGAAAUAUUUUAAUGGUCUAAAAGAAAAAAAGCCUGCUCCUCAA